AUGUCUCCACUUCUAAGAAGCGUUAUUGACAUCGCUGAAGUUUUCGAUCAUUAUGCCUCACAUAGCUGUGAUGGGGCAUCACUGAGCAAGAAAGACCUGAAGAACCUCCUUGAAAGGGAACUUGGGGAUGUCCUCCAGAGACCACAUGACCCUGAGACGGUAGAUGUGAUCCUAGAACUCCUGGAUCGGGACUCCAAUGGCCGUGUUGAUUUCAACGAAUUCCUCCUGUUCCUUUUCAAGCUUGCUCAAGCUUGCUAUUCCGCUCUCAAUCAGGCCGUAGGGCUAGAUGAAAAGACAGCCCUGCCUAGAGAGAAGAGGAGCCUGUCACAAGAUCGCAGGCAAGAAGACCAAAGGAGAUUCGAGCCCCGGGACGUACAACAGGACGAAGAAGCCGGGCGCCGAAGCUGGCAGAAGAGACGUGAGCAGGAGGAGCGCGCUGAAGAGCAGAGCAGGAGGCAGGAGAGACUGGAGGAGAGACAGCAGAGGCGAGAACUGCAGGAACUGGAGGAGCGCCUGGCGGAGAAAGAGCCUCUAAGCUGGAGCCAGGGUCCUGAUGCUGAAGAGUUUUCCGAGGAAGAGGAACAGCAAAGGCAAGAACUCAGGAGCAGGCAGCAGAGGGAAGAGAGACGGCUGCAGAAGCGCGGGCGACAGGAGCUGCGCGACCCCCAGCUUAGGCGCGAGCAGGAGUUAGUGGCUGAGGAGGACGAGGAGCAGACGCAACUCCGGGAGCCCCAGAGUCUCACCCGGAGGUGGCAGAGGCAGCUCGAAAGCGAGGCCGAAGCCCGUCAGAACAAAGUCUACGCCAGGCCCAGCAGACAGGAGCCGGAAGAGCGUCAGCUCCGGGAGCAGGAGCAGCGGUCCCGGGAGCUCCGAAGGCAGCGAGCCCAGGAGGAGGAGGAGGAACGCUUGGAGCAGCAGCAGCGGUCGCAGAGGCGCCAGACAGAGGAGCAGCGCUUCCGGGAGGAGGAGCAGCAGCUAGCAGAGCUCCAGGACAGCCUCCUAGAGGAACGCCAGAGGCGUCGCCAGGAAGAGCGCAGGCAACUGCAGGAAGAAAGCCAAAGGCGCAGCAGGCUGUACGCCAAACCCAGCGCCAGGCAGCAGAGGGAGGAAGUGCUGCGGGAGGAGCGGCUGCUGCAAGAAGAGGCUCAGCAGCGCCGACAGCGGGACAGAAAAUACCGCCAGGAGGAAGAGCUGCAGCGGGACGAAGAGCAGCUGCAGCGAGACGAAGAGCAGCUGCAUAGGGAAAGAAGGCGCCUGCAGCAGGAGAGGCAGUUUCAAGAGGAGGACCUGCAGCAGGAGGAAGAGCGGCUGCAGCAGGAGGAAGGGCGGCUGCGGAGAGAAAGAAGGCGCCUGCAGCAGGAGAGGCAGUAUCAAGAGGAGGACCUGCAGAGGCUGAGAGACGAAGGUCAGCGUAGGGAUCUGAAGUGGCAGUGGCAACCAGAGAAAGAAACUGAAGCUCGUGGCCGCAGGCUCUUCUCCAAACGCAGGGAGGAUGGAGAACAGAUCCGCCAGCUGGAGGAUUCUCUGGAGCAUGAAAGACGCUCACGUCAGGAUCGGCGGCCUCUGCAAGACGAAGCAGAAGAGAAGCGAGAGCUGGAGCAGGAAAGGCGGCGGCGACAGCAGCGCGACCGGCAGUUCCUAGAGGAAGAGCAGCUGCAGCGAGAGCGCCAACGGGAAGCCGCACGACGAGGCGAGAGGCUCCGGGAGGAAGAGCAGCUCCUGAGAGACUCGAGGAGACGGCCACAGGAGAGGGACGGAAAGUUCCUUGAGGAGGAAAGGCAGCUGCGGAAGGAGCGGGAAGAGCUGAGGCAAAGACGAGAAGAGAGACAGUUCCAGGAGGAGGAGCUGCGCCGCCAAGAACAGGAGAAAGAACUUCGGCAGGAGCGCGACAGAAAAUCCCGUGAGGAACAAGAGCGCCGCCAGCAGCGGUGUGAGGAGGAGCAGCUCCGGGAAGAAGAGCAGCUCCGUCAGCAACGACAGCAAAGAGACAGGAAACUCCGCCGGGAAGAAGAGCGCUUGCAGGAACUGGAGGAAGAGCAGCUAAGACGCCAGGAGCGUGACAGGAAAGUCCGCCGGGAUCAAGAGCGCCUGCAGGAGCUCGAGGAAGAGCAGCUGAGGCGCCAGGAACGUGACAGGAAAGUCCGCAGGGAAGAAGAGCGCCUGCAGGAACUGGAGGAAGAGCCGCUGAGGCGACAGGAACGUGACAGGAAGCUCCGCCGGGAUCAAGAGCGCCGUCGGGAGCUUGAGGAAGAUCAGCUGAGGCGACCUGAGCGUGAGGACAGAAGAUUCCGCCAGGAACAAGAGCGUCGCCAGCAGCGGCGUGAGGAGGAGCAGCUCCGGGAAGAAGAGCAGCUCCGUCAGCAACGUGACAGGAAACUCCGAAGGGAAGAAGAGCGCCUGCAGGAGCUCGAGGAAGAGCAGCUGAGGCGACAGGAACGUGACAGAAGAUCCCGCCAGGAACAACAGCUUCGCCAGGAGCAGCGUGAGGAAGAGCAGCUGAGGCGCCAGGAACGUGAAAGGAAACUCCGCCGGGAAGAAGAGCGCCUGCAGGAACUGGAGGAAGAGCAGCUGAGGCGACAGGAACGUGACAGGAAGCUCCGCCGGGAAGAAGAGCGCCUGCAGGAACUGGAGGAAGAGCAGCUGAGGCGACAGGAACGUGACAGGAAAGUCCGUCGGGAUCAAGAGCGCCUGCAGGAACUGGAGGAAGAGCAGCUGAGGCGACAGGAACGUGACAGGAAGCUCCGCCGGGAUCAAGAGCGCCGUCAGGAGCUUGAGGAAGAUCAGCUGAGGCGACCUGAGCGUGAGGACAGAAGAUUCCGCCAGGAACAAGAGCGUCGCCAGCAGCGGCGUGAGGAGGAGCAGCUCCGGGAGGAAGAGCAGCUCCGUCAGCAACGUGACAGGAAACUCCGAAGGGAAGAAGAGCGCCUGCAGGAGCUCGAGGAAGAGCAGCUGAGGCGACAGGAACGUGACAGAAGAUCCCGCCAGGAACAACAGCUUCGCCAGGAGCAGCGUGAGGAAGAGCAGCUGAGGCGCCAGGAACGUGAAAGGAAACUCCGCCGGGAAGAAGAGCGCCUGCAGGAGCUCGAGGAAGAGCAGUUGCAGGACAGGAAGUUCCUCCGGGAACAAGAGCUCAGGCGUGACAGAAAACUCCGUCGGGAAGAAGAGCGCCUGCAGGAACUGGAGGAAGAGCAGCUGCGAGACCGAAAGCUGAGGGUGGAGGAGCAGCUUCGCAGGGAGCGCGAGGCAGAGCGGCAGCGUGGACAGGAACGUGACGGAAAAUUCCGCCGGGAACAAGAAUUCCGCCAGGAACUAGAGGAUGAGCAGCCGAGGGAUAGAAAGUUCCGCCGGGAACAAGAGCUCAGGCGCGACAGAAAACUCCAGGAGGAAGAAGAGCGCCUGCAGGAACUGGAAGAAGAGCAGCUGAGGCGACAGGAAAGAGACAGGAAACUCCGUCGGGAAGAAGAGCGCCUGCAGGAACUGGAGGAAGAGCAGCAGAGGCUCCAGGAAAGAGACAGGAAACUCCGUCGGGAAGAGCGCCUGCAGGAACUAGAGGAAGAGCAGCCUAGACGCCAGGAGCGUGAGAGGAAACUUCGCCAGGAAGAAGAGCGCUUGCAGGAACUGGAGGAAGAGCAGCUGAGACGCCAGGAGCGUGACAGGAAAGUCCUCAGGGAAGAAGAGCGCCUGCAGGAACUGGAGGAAGAGCAGCUGCGAGACCGAAAGCUGAGAGUGGAGGAGCAGCUUCGCAGGGAGCGCGAGGCAGAGCGGCAGCGUGGACAGGAACGUGACAGAAAGUUCCGCCGGGAAGAAGAGCUCAGGCGGGACAGAAAACUCCGUGAGGAAGAAGAGCUCCGCCAGGAACUCCAGGAAGAGCAGCGGAGACGCCAGGAACGUGACAGGAAAUUCCGUGAGGAAGAAGAACGCAGUCAGGAGCGCGACCAGAGAUUCCGCGGGGAACCAGAGCUCCGGAAUGAAAAAGAGGGGCAUCAGCGGCGCCGCCAAGAACUCGAGGAAGAACAGCUUCGCUUUGAGGAACAGCAGCGUCGCCACCAGGAACGAGAGCAACAGCUUCGCCAAGAGCGCGACAGGGAAUUCCGGGAGGAGAAGCAGCAGCGCCAGGAACGUGAAGAACUGCAGCUGAGGAGGCAGAAACGAGAUGGGCAGUACUCGGCUGAGAAUCAGUUUGCCAGGGAUACGAUUCGUCGUCGUCAGGAACAAGAAAGACGUCAGGAAGAGGAACAAAGACGUCGCCAAGAGCGGGAGAGGAAAUUUCAAGAGGAGCGGAUCCGUAGGCAGGAGGAGCAGAGGCGCCGCCAAGCCUUGGAGACUGGCACGCGCCAGUUUGCCAACGUCCCGGUGCGUUCCAGCCCUCUCUAUGAGUACAUCCAAGAGCAGAGGUCUCAAUACCGCCCUUAA
This is a messenger RNA of Arvicola amphibius (Eurasian water vole), 4413 nucleotides long. RefSeq names its product trichohyalin (gene Tchh). The coding region runs from base 1 to 4413 and encodes 1470 amino acids. The record is from RefSeq and is a predicted model, not a curated record. The transcript is spliced from 3 exons. Gene Ontology annotation, molecular function: transition metal ion binding; calcium ion binding. Gene Ontology annotation, biological process: intermediate filament organization. NCBI's taxonomy places the organism in Eukaryota, Metazoa, Chordata, Mammalia, Rodentia, Cricetidae.